AUGGGUUGGCUCAUCUUCCUGAUCAUUCUGAUCGUUCUUCUGUGUCUUGCCGGUGCAGCUGCUGCCUUCUGGUUCUUCUAUUACAAAAGAAAGAUGGGCGGUCGUGAUGAAGAGAAGGAGAUCGAGUCGGCUGCCAACACUGACAAUACUGGACAUGAUAUCUCGAGGAAAAAGUCAGUUCAAAGUUUUGUUUCAAUCAAAAGCAUCCGCAAAUUUCAAAUGAAUAGAAAUUCGUAUACGGGAUCUUUCGAUAGGAAUUUAGUUGAGGCGAAACAAUAUUUCGCUAACCAUGAUUUUAUACGUCCGUUGUCAGCAGCAGAAAUGGAGAGAGGCAAGAAAUUUUACAAUGAGCUCUCUUCCAAAGAGCAAAAUGAACUGUACAGUCUCUUUGAUGCGUCUUGUAACACAUACCUUGAUAGCAAGAGCUACAAUAGCGGUAAAACGGAGACUAUUGGAUAUUUACUCUGUUGCGAAGAUUUCGGAAUGUGCGGCACAUCGGGUGCUGAGUCUGGCUCCGCGACAAUUCGCAACUGCGACACUUCGCAACCGCAACAUUUCGCCACUAGCCAUUUCGCAACUGCGACGUUUCGCAACAACGACAUUUCGCAACCACGACGUUUCGCAACUACACCGCAUUUGCAUAUUUGGACUUCCAGACCCCUCCAGGGCUGGAUGAUCUUUCUGAUCAUUCUGAUCAUUCUUCUGUGUCUUGCCGGUGCAGCUGCUGCCUUCUGGUUCUUCUACUACAAAAGAAAGAUGGGCGGUCGUGAUGAAGAGAAGGAGAUCGAGUCGACUGUCGACACUGCCAAUACUGAACAUGAUAUCUCGGUGGAGACUUAUUGA
This is a messenger RNA of Caenorhabditis remanei, 843 nucleotides long. RefSeq lists its product as uncharacterized. NCBI's taxonomy places the organism in Eukaryota, Metazoa, Nematoda, Chromadorea, Rhabditida, Rhabditidae. The coding region runs from base 1 to 843 and encodes 280 amino acids. The record is from RefSeq and is a predicted model, not a curated record. The transcript has 5 exons.